Triplophysa dalaica is the source of this 1797-nucleotide messenger RNA. Its product is annotated as OX-2 membrane glycoprotein-like. Lineage: Eukaryota; Metazoa; Chordata; Actinopteri; Cypriniformes; Nemacheilidae. Bases 125 to 1228 code for a protein of 367 amino acids. The record is from RefSeq and is a predicted model, not a curated record. The transcript is spliced from 7 exons. Gene Ontology annotation, molecular function: cell-cell adhesion mediator activity.
UCCGUAUCCCGAAACACACACAUACCAGAGCUACUUUGAGUCGCUGGAUUUCCCAACAUCUUCAUUUGAACAUAACUAAUUAACGUAACCAUGCAUUGCAAGUGAUCGUCUUGCAGUCAGUUCUAUGAUGAGCAGAUUUAUGGCAGCUCUGUUCCUGCAGCUCUGGGCAACACUGAUGUUGCUGUCUCGACUGCAUGGUAAGGUCAUCGCACCAUCACAUCUUCAGGCAGUAGCUGGACGUCCCUUCAUGAUGGGAUGUAAUAUUACCAUGAAGACAGGAGAGGUUCUAAAACAGGUGCUGUGGUUAGAUAUGACAAAUACAACUUUAUUGCACUACCAGCCCAGAAAGCCUGAACGUGCCACCAAAGUGGAAGGAGUUGAGCUUACCGCAGAAGUUUCUGCUCAGGAUGCUCACGCCAGCAUCAUCACCAUCAGCAAAGCUGGGCCAGCCAAUGAGGGUUGUUAUCAGUGUCUUUUUGAUGUGUACCCGUCCGGUCAGCAGAAAGGAAGGACGUGUGUCUCACUAAUGGCAAAGGUGGAGAUGAUGGGCAACAAAACUGCUGUGAGUGGAAAGCUUGUUACUUUUUCAUGCAAGUACAUCCUCAAUAAGCGAGUCCAGCAGGUUUUAUGGACAAAAACAGCUGAGCAGGGGGACACCACUACUGUUGCUUCUUAUUACAAGAAUGGCAAGCCUAUCAUUGAAGCACCCUUCCACGACCGGUUAUCUCUAAAUCCAUCCCUCGGCCAUACACAACUCUCCAUAUACCAGGCUCAGACAGAGGAUGAAGGAUGUUACACCUGCGAGUUCCACACAUAUCCAGAUGGCUCUAGGAGCGCAACUGCUUGUCUGUCUGUAUAUGUCUUACCCAAACCUGAAGCCAGUUACAUCAUUUUAUCACAAGACACUGUUGAGGCAAACUGCACAGCUGUGUCCCGUCCUGCUGCAGAGAUCUCUUGGAAUGUGGAGGGUCAUAACCAAACACUGGGCCCUUCUGUGACAUCAUUCUACCAGCUGGGAGACGGUACCACAAUGGUGGUCAGUUCCAUUCAGCUGCGGGCUGAACUACUUGACGAUGAACUUAAGUGCGAAGUUCAUCAUCAGGGCCUUGGGUCGCCUAUAUUUGUCUAUCUAAACAAACCUAGAAACGGAUAUGUCAUUCUGAUUUCUGCAAGCUGUGUGGCUCUUGUGCUGCUUAUUUGUCUGUGUAUAUGCCUGAAGAGGUGCUGACUUCACCUACUGAUAUGAUGAAAGAAAAUGCUGCUAUGCUCAGAUGUUCACCCUGACCAAACAAGUACACCAUCUUCUAAUAAAACUGAAAUUCAGUGCAACAUAAACACUUUAAUCACUCUUAGUACUAAAUAAGAUGCAUUAUCUAUAAUGGAGUGUAUAUUUUUGAGAUUCCUUUCUUGUCUUAAUAUAUGCCACACACAUUGGAUUGAAAUACAGUAUAUUCCAAAAAAAGGCAGAAAUCCAAGCAAACCUGUAUUAUCUGAUAGUUUCAUCUCUGUCAUUGUGUUACAGCAGAAAAGUCAAUAAGCAGACAAAAACAUUAUUGUUAGCUUUACUGAGGUUUGAGUUUAUCAGAGGAAACACUCUUCAAGAAAGAAUAACUGGAAUAAAGUAAUAUUGUAUGUCUUACUUUCCCACUACAGGGAAGUACACUGUUUCUUGAUAAGUUUAACACACCUUUCAUUAUAAAAUGUCAAUUUUCACCUCCUUUUCCUUUUACAGCUGUAUUACAUUUGUAUUGUAAAAGGUUAAUCUGAAAUAAUAAAGUGCGACAGUAUUGUCAGUCA